This is a messenger RNA of Hevea brasiliensis (rubber tree), 1100 nucleotides long. RefSeq names its product mitochondrial import receptor subunit TOM20. Gene Ontology annotation, molecular function: protein binding. The record is from RefSeq and is a predicted model, not a curated record. Gene Ontology annotation, cellular component: mitochondrial outer membrane translocase complex. NCBI's taxonomy places the organism in Eukaryota, Viridiplantae, Streptophyta, Magnoliopsida, Malpighiales, Euphorbiaceae. Bases 270 to 896 code for a protein of 208 amino acids. Gene Ontology annotation, biological process: protein insertion into mitochondrial outer membrane. The transcript is spliced from 6 exons.
ACAAAUACACAUUGCACAAUUUUCCCAAACCAUAAAGCCAUAAAGCCACUACGUCAACUCGAGCGGUCUGCCACACGUGAAAUAACCGCGCGUAAAAGGGCCACCACUCAUCUUCGGCUCUAAUAAAAAAAAGACGUCAAGAACGAGAAGCUAACUGGGCCUUCUCGCAGGAAGCUUAUAGAGUUGCCUUGUCGCUAACUAUACAGUGAUAAAGAGAUUUCUUUAUCCUUCACUUCAGCAAUCGGAAAACCCUAGAAAUCGGAAACAUUAUGGACAUGCAGAACGAGUUUGAUAGGAUACUCUUCUUCGAGCACGCUCGCAAAACCGCAGAGGCUACUUACUCUAAGGACCCUCUCGAUGCCGAGAAUCUAACGAGGUGGGGUGGUGCUCUGCUGGAGUUGGCUCAAUUUCAGAAUGUUGCAGAUUCCAAAAAAAUGAUACUAGAUGGCAUAUCAAAGCUGGAGGAAGCAUUGUUGGUCCAGCCAAAGAAGCAUGAUACCCUUUGGUGCCUAGGAAAUGCUUAUACUUCCUUUGCAUUUUUAAUCCCUGACCAGGAUGAGGCUAAGGAGUCUUUUGAAAAAUCAUCUGUCUACUUUAAGCAAGCUGUUGAUGAGGAUCCGGAUAAUGAAAUUUAUCGCAAGUCUUUAGAAGUAGCUGCUAAGGCUCCAGAACUACACAUGGAGAUUCAUAAGCAUGGUUUAGCUCAACAGGUGAUGGGGGCUGCACCUGCUUCUGGACCUUCUACUUCAUCAAGUGCUAAGAGUUCAAAGAAGAAGAAAAGCAGUGACCUCAAGUAUGACAUAUUUGGAUGGAUAAUUCUAGCUGUUGGCAUUGUUGCGUGGGUUGGAUUUGCGAAAUCUCAAAUGCCUGCUUCUCCUCCGCCACCUCCAAGAUAAGCAAACAAACUUCUUUUUUAGGAAGUGUCCCAUGGGAAUUUUGAGAUGGUCAAUGAACAUUUGAGAAACACAUGGCCGUUCAUCAUUAGUUGAGAUUUUUUUUUUUUUUUUUUAUCUUUAGUAAUGUUUUCUCAGCGUAAACUGAUAAAUAAAGCUAAAAUUAGGGGUUAUCUUUAAUAUAAAAUAUUGAUUUUUGACUUUUAA